Messenger RNA from Nicrophorus vespilloides, 5517 nucleotides. It is a transcript of the gene Ltn1, whose product is annotated as E3 ubiquitin-protein ligase listerin. The coding region runs from base 142 to 5172 and encodes 1676 amino acids. The record is from RefSeq and is a predicted model, not a curated record. Gene Ontology annotation, biological process: rescue of stalled cytosolic ribosome; ribosome-associated ubiquitin-dependent protein catabolic process. Gene Ontology annotation, cellular component: cytosol; RQC complex. Gene Ontology annotation, molecular function: zinc ion binding; ribosomal large subunit binding; ubiquitin protein ligase activity. The transcript is spliced from 15 exons. NCBI's taxonomy places the organism in Eukaryota, Metazoa, Arthropoda, Insecta, Coleoptera, Silphidae.
AAAUGCGCGUGCCCUGGUUGUCAGCAGUUGUCAGUUUAAGAAUAAAAAAAUACAUCGCUAGAAAGACAAGCAGAAAUUAUCUGCAUAACUAAAUGAACAUUUAUAUUGGCUUUGAGACGGAUAUAUAAAUAAUAACGUGUGAUGGGUGGUAAACAGAAGCAAGCUCAACGCACGAAAAACAAUGCCAGGCCUUCAAAUUCUGGGAGAAGCGCAGAGCUGCUGGCUUCUACCAUACCCCCGUUUGGAACGUUUUCUGGCUUGAAGGAAACAUGCUUUGCAAAUGCUGGAUUUUCAUUGGUGCCCAUCGAUGAUAUUGAUUCAUCUGUUGAUAGCAACUUUCAAUUAGUCCUGAAGAAGAUGAGCAAAAAGGAUGGCACAACAAAGUUGAAAGCUUUACAGGAAUUCACAGAGCUUAUAAAGAAUACAGAUGCUGAGACUAUCAAAGCUGUAUUACCAUUUUGGCCUAGGCUGUAUAAUAAUUUAUCAACAGAUGCUGAACAUAGGGUCCGUGAAGCAGCUCAAUUAGCACAACAUCAGGUUGUGUUAAAGGCCAAACGUAAUAUUGCUCCUUAUCUUAAGCAGUUAGCUGGACCAUGGUUUACCUCUCAGUAUGAUACUUAUCCACCUGCAGCUAGUGCUGCUACACAAUCAUUUAGUGAUGCCUUUCCAGCCAAUAAGUUGCAAGAAGCAAUUAUAUUCUGCCAAGAGGAGAUACUUAAUUACAUUUGCGACAAUUUGAUUAUACACACUGCGCAGACUCUAAGCAAUCCGAAAACGAAUUCGCUGGAGGAUUCUAAAGCGCGUUACGAAAGAGUCAUCAUUUCUAGUUUGCAGGGAUACGCACUCUAUUUGAGCAAGGUUCCCAAAAAAUCCAUUGAGACUGUUAUGGAGUUACACCAGAAGAUCAUCAUGAGCGCGAAGUUCUGGAAGUUUGGUCGCAACGACGUUUCGUCUAUAAGAGCGUCUUGGUAUAUGGUGUUAACAGCGAUGUUCCAAAUGGCUCCGUUUUUAUUGGAGAAUAAAGCAGCUCAAGUUACGAAAGCGGUUUUCAGUAAUAUGGAUGAGAGCGAUCCGGCAGUCCUUCCGAAUGUUUGGGAAGCUGCUCUAUUGACUAUAACAACUAUUGAGAAUUGGUGGAAAUAUAUCAACGUAGAUGAACUGUUUCUACCGAAGCUCUGGAAAGUCCUGAGACAAGGGGGACAAGGCAACGCCACCGUUAUUUAUCCAAAUCUUCUUCCGCUUCUAUCUCACCUGCCUCCAAACCUAGACAUUGAAAGUUUCUAUAACAAUUAUUUUAAUAAUAUGCGCAUUGGUAUUCAACAGAAAACGAUCAGAUCGAGCCAAUCGGAAUCUCGCGCUUUGUGUGUAGCGUUAAUCGAAUGCCUGCAAUACACAAUUCUUAAAAAUCAAUCUAACCUGGCGUUGUGUGAGACACUCAUCGAUGAACAACUCCUGGUAGCAGUGGAAUGGUCCUUGGAAAACGGCCAGGCUGCAUACAAGACGCUCUUCAAUCAAAUUUCAUCCCUCAUACAGUAUUGGCAUCGGAACGUAGAGCCCUAUCCAAAUUACAAAACGAUGUGCGACCGCGUGUGGAUUAAAUUAAAGACUCUCUUUGAAAACAAAAUCGGUUUGAACGAGGAUUACAUGGCUAGGCAGAUCGAAUUCUUCUUAUGCUUGAAGAGUACCACGAAGCCUAAGAAGCAGCUCAAGGUAAAAUUCGAUGGAAACGAUAGCAAGUCCGGAGAUGAUGGUCAGAGCCAAGGAGAAACCUCAACAGUUUCCGAUGAGUAUUUGAACUGCCUCAACUACUUGAUAUGUAGUACCUGCAUUUGUUGCGUGAAUACUAUCAGAAGAAACGCUCAACCUAGCAUCGUGGAUCAUUUGCUCUAUAUGGUCCAGGAAUUCGAGAACGAGACUCUUCUAAAAUACCUUAACUCCAAGGUGAAUUCUAGUGAGAAUAUGAUCGAAGUUUGCACUAAGAUAAUUUUACCAUGGAUUGACGACGAUUCGAUUCGCUCUCGUGGCGUCAUCGAUCUGCUUUUUAUCAUUUUUAAGUAUUUGAAAUAUGAAGAAAAAGCUUUAGUCUUGAAAACUUUAGAUAAGGUUCCAUAUGAAGACUGCUUUGGUUGGUGCGUUGCCAAGUGCUUGUCGCAUCCUUUCAACAUGGAUCUUGAGGUGCAAAAUUGGUUGGGCAGUAAACGAGUUGGAGACUUUUUAGUUAGAAUUAUGCAGUACGAAAUAGCUGAUGAAAGUUCACCUGAAUUUAGUUUACUAUUGAAACAGGCAUUAACAGAGACUUUUAAUGGAGAUUUGCUUAUUAGGAAGAAAUCAGUGUUCGAAAUUAUAGAGUCUUUGAGCGCUUGCUUGAUGUCUCCUCACAACCACCCAAUGACAAUCGAUACUUGUGCCAGUUUAGGAGCCUAUUUAGCUGCGAUCGUCUAUACUGAAUCGUUAAAACUAGCAUACUCAGAUAAGCUCCUCAUAGCUUUGUUCACUCUGUCCUGCUGCAGCGACGUGGAUCCUGAAACCCUUUCCAAGGACACCAUUUGGGAAGUGAACACCGCCUGGCAAGAUAUUAUUACUUUGAUAACCGGAGAAAUUCAACAAAAUGAACUGAAAAUCUUGGCGGAAACGUUCGCGAAAAUCGUCGAGAAGAAACUGUUCAAUGCGAUCGAAACAAUCAACUCCGAUGAGGUGGUCGAAAAGAUCGUGAGUUUUCUGAACUCCGUCGCUAAAUGUAAGCCGCUCUACGUCGGAGAGUUGAUCAGUUUAUUUAUGGAGAGGACUUUUAUUCCGCUGCAAGCGAAGAUUUUGAAGCUUCAGAUUCAAUUGAUAGAAUACCUGAAAGGGAAUCUGUCCGAUCCAUAUGAGCCGACCAAUUCUAAGGUCGAUCGCGAUCAGUUCGAAUUGAUCGAUGAGGAGAAAAUAGCCAAAUAUUUUACAUGGAAACAGAUCAUGCUUUCGGUUAUUUCCUCCCCAAUCGAUGAAGACGACUAUUGCGAGAGCGAUGAUGGAAACACAGGCAACAUCCUGCUUAAAUUGGCUGAGAACACCGAGAAUAUGAUCUCUGGUUUGCUUUACGAUAUCGCUUUAUUAGAGUCGGUGAAUCAAAAUUUGAAGUCGGUGCGACAUUACGACAAGCUCGAUGGUCAAUUGGCGAAUAUCAAAGAUAAACUCGUUAAUAUCCUCGACCAUAUCGAUUCAGUCACGAAGGAUAAAAUUGGCGGUAUACUGGUUCAUAAGGCCGGAGAAGAAGGUUGGUUGUGGGCGAAUACUGUUCAGUUAUGGUUCGUGGAGUUGUCCAAAGUACCAGCCACCAAAGUUUAUGACAAGUUAUUACCUAGUAUGAAUACAAAAUUGGGUAAAUUGCACUUGACUCAAAUAUUGGGAAGUAAUUUGAGUUACGACAACGUUCAUUGUAAGGUGGGCCCCGUUGGCAGCGUAGUUAUUCUUAGAAGCUUACUGCAUUGCGAUGAAAUCGACGUGCAAAUCGCUGAAGUAUUCAAUAAAAUCCAGAAACUGAGAGACGAAGAUAUGGGUCGUUACUUCUAUAACAUAAACUUCACGAACUGGUCCCAAGUGCAAACGGCCAUUGAAAUCAUGAGAAUGUUUACCGUUUUAGUGGAUACAAGAAAUAAUAAACAAUUGAAUAGCAGGCAGUGGGAUUUUAUCUUAGUGUCUCUUGCUAAUUGGUCGGGAAAACUCAACGAGAUUAAAUCUACCUGUGAUAAUAUUCAGAUUGCCGCAUUCAUUCUAUCUAUUGUCAAAUUAUUCGCUACGAUUACUCAAUAUAUUGAAGAACUUGCGAAAGAACAACCAGCUAACAGCUUAGUUGAUGAGUGGAAGAAUGUGUUCGUCAUUCCUAUCACUACCGAUAUAAUGAAGAUUUGGCUGUACCUAUCGGAGAAGUACGAGUGCAAAGUCAACAAGAUCAGCAUCACCGAUCUGGUCUUUUUGCACGAGCUGGGCAACGUUAUUGGACACGUGAAUGCUAAUCAUAUCUUCCAAACGCACAUUGCUGGAAUGCCGAAAUGGAGCAAAGUGCUCAAACAGUGUUGCACAUUGCUAAUCAAUUCGGAGCAUUCCCUUCAACUCUGGGGAUACAACAUGCUCAUUACUCUAUCAUCCGGUUUGAUCGAAGUGGAUUCUAAAUCAGUCGAUACCAAUACUCCGCACGAGAAGGGCAUGAUCUUCGAGCAGUUCAAGGAUUUACUCGUCAGAACGCAUAAUAUCGUCAGCAUUAUGUUACACGACUUCAAAUUGGGUGAAGACAGCUGCAGAGUUGAACCAUAUACGGACUCGUACACAUAUACCUUUGGAUAUUUACUUAUUUGGGACGUACUGUUGAACUUGUGCGAGAAAUCUUCAAGGGAAUUGAGAUUCCAGUACGCUGAUUGGUUAAGAAAGGAAGAAUUGCUUAACAGUUUGUUGAGCAGCAUAUUUAAAUUGAUGCCUACAGAUGUCCUCAGAUACACUGAGGGAAAAACGAAACCGUUCUUUGAAUGUUUUGUCGAAAAGCCCAAACUGCUUCUUGGAGAAGAAAUAAACAGCGAUAAAUUGGAGCGAUUCGUUUGUUGGAUUUACGCUUCAACAUUGGCGCAGCUUCCAGCUUCAGUUCGGCAAUGGUGGACCAACGCGGAAGCUAGGACAUCUCAGAUAGUUGAAAGAGUUACUACAGCCUAUGUUUCACCAUCUCUGUGCUCUCAAGAAUUAACUGAUGUUUCUGAGCAUGAAACUACUUUCAAAAACAUGGUCGUUAAGGUACAUCCUUAUGCUCGGGAGGUGAUUGCUGUGUAUACGGUAGACGAUUCCCAGAUGGAAUUGGUGAUGGCUCUUCCAACAAACUAUCCAUUGUGCGGACCAGACGUUCAAUGUAACCGGCAGAUUGGAGGAAUUUCCCAUAAACCAUGGCUGAUGCAGCUGAAGAUGUGCGUGUUGCAUCAGAAUGGAAGAAUCUGGGACGCUCUCUCGCUGUGGAACAACAACUUGGACAAAAAGUUCGAUGGAGUUGAGGAAUGUUACAUUUGCUUCGCUGUUUUGCAUCCAGGGACGUACCAAUUACCCAAAUUGUCGUGCAAGACUUGCAGAAAGAAGUUCCAUGCUGCUUGCUUGUACAAAUGGUUCAGUACCAGCAAUAAGAGUACAUGCCCCAUAUGCAGAAACCUGUUUUAAAUUGGCUAGCUUUAAACGAACAAAACUAUAAGAUAUUUUAAGCAUACGGAAAAUACUUUUAAAUCGUACCAAAAAAAAAAUGAUAUAUAUUAUGUAUGUAUUGAUGGUUGUAGAAACCAUACUCGAGGGAAAACCUCAAUUGUUAAUUUUUAAUAUUUUUUGAUUGAAUGAAAAAAAAAUCUAUCUUUGAACUGUGUAUACCAGUCACAUUGACUUUAGUUUGAACCUUGUAUAAACUUUAGGAACCUAUUUUAUGAAUGUAUUUUAUCAGAAUGUUGCACGAAUCGUGUAGUAAUUUGAUAUUUUUAAGAAUGUGUUGAAUUCAAAUAUAUAUGAUUAGCGACA